ACAUUUAUGUCUCAGUUUGGCGACUUCAAUCGGAGCCUUUUGCUUUUAGAAUGCGUCCUGGAGCGCGUCCUCCUCCUCCUCCUCCUGCGCCUCUUCUUCUCCUCCUCGGUGUUGUGCGGUCCUCUCUGUGUUUCAUAGUUUUCCUGCACUGUGUCGAGGCUGCUGCUGUAUCUGAAGGCGGUGUUUACAAUGGAGAAAAGACACAGGCUUCACCGAGGAGCAUCCUCCAGCACGUACAGAGUUAUGAGAUUACUUAUCCCAUUUGGCUGCAUCCGCUCAGACACAAGCGGUCUGCCAACAAAGAGCACCCAGCAGAGGAACAGGUUCUGAUCUCAGCUGAGGGUCAGGAGCUCCGACUACACCUGGAGAGAAAUGAGCAGCUGUUGGCUCCUGGAUAUCAGGAAAUAUGGUACACGCCGGCUGGAGCUCGCAAGUCCUCUUCACCCGCCAACACUGGACACUGUUUCUACCACGGCGAGGUUGUGGGCAUGGAGGGUUCCAGCGUUGCUGUCAGCACUUGCUCAGGACUCAGGGGACUGAUUUCUCUGAACGCAAGCGUCAGCUACCUGAUAGAGCCUCUUCCUACUUCCGCGGAUGCUCAGCAACAUGCAGUGUUCAGAGCCGAGAGCCUCCACCUACCCGGGGGUAGCUGCCUCCAUCACCAUGGCAACAGUGAGCACGAGGACAGGCUUAAUGACUUCUUCCAUGGAAUGAUGUCACCGCGGAGGGAGAAAAGGGAACUAAAUCAAAAUAUGAAGUAUGUGGAGCUUCUGAUAGUGGCGGACAAGGCCGAGUUUGAGAAGCACGAAAGCGAUCUCGAGAAGACCAAACUAAAAUUACUAGAAGCUGCCAACUUGGUUGACAAGUACUACAAGGCUUUGAGUAUUCGCGUGGCGUUAAUCGGUCUAGAGGUUUGGACCAGCCAGGACAUGAUCAGCGUGUCUGAUAACCCACACGGCACCCUGGCAGCGUUCCUGUCUUGGAGACGCAAACAGCUCCACGCUCUCCCCAACGACAACGCUCAGCUUAUCACGGGGAGGCCGUUCCAGGGCACCACCAUCGGGCUGGCACCUCUCAAAGCCAUGUGCUCCGACUACCAGUCUGGCGGAGUGAACACGGACCACUCAGAUUUAGCAGUCGGUGUUGCUGCCACCAUGGCACACGAGAUGGGCCACAACUUCGGUAUGAGUCACGACAUUGCAGGCUGCUGCCAGGCGAAAGCAGAAGACGGAGGCUGUAUUAUGGCUGCUGCUACUGGGCAUCCAUUUCCACGCCUCUUUAAUGCUUGUAACAUGAAGGAGCUGAAGAGCUACCUGAGCUCCGGAGGAGGCAAGUGUCUCUUCAACUUGCCAAACACCAGAGCCAUGUACGGAGGGCAGCGCUGCGGUAACGGCUACCUGGAGGAUGGAGAAGAAUGUGACUGUGGAGAAGAAGAGGAGUGCACCAGUCCCUGCUGCAACGCCAACAACUGCACCCUGAAAGCCGGAGCUGAGUGCGCCCAUGGAGUCUGCUGUCAGGACUGCAAGCUGAAGAGCCCAGGUGUGCUGUGCCGCGCUCCCUCGGGGCCGUGUGACCUGCCCGAGUACUGUGACGGAAAGGCAGAGUCUUGUCCUGCUAACUUUUACUUGGUGGACGGCUCAGCGUGUGCAGGUGGGCAGGCGUACUGCUACACCGGCAUGUGUCUGACCCUGGAGCAGCAGUGUCGCUCCCUCUGGGGACGAGAUGGCCGUCCGGCCCCUGACCUGUGCUUUAAGAAGGUAAACGAAGCCGGAGACAUGUACGGGAACUGUGGCAAAGAUCUGCAGGGAAAAUACAGGAGCUGCAAGGAGAGGGAUGCUACAUGUGGGAAGAUCCAGUGUUUGGCUUCUGCCGCUAAGCCCAUUGAGAACAACGCAGUUCGCAUAGAAACCACAGUCAGUGUGGGCAGCAGGAAAUUCCAAUGUCUGGGGACGCACGUGUACAAGCUUGGCCAGGGGGACGAGGAGCCACAGACCGACACUCUGGAUCCAGGCCUGGUUAUGACGGGCACCAAGUGUGGUGUGGACUCGAUUUGCUUUAACGGAGAGUGCCGCAAUGCAUCUUUUCUGAGAGCCGAUGAGUGCAACGCCAAGUGCCACGGACAUGGACUGUGCAACAACAACCACAACUGCCACUGUGACCCGGGCUGGGCUCCUCCCCGGUGUGACCAGAAGGGGUCAGGAGGGAGCGUGGACAGUGGACCCGUCAUCAGCCACAGCAGUCUCCUUCCAGUCCUGCUCGUUCUGCCUCUGGCUCUCUUUGUGCUUUUGGCUGCUGUUGGACUUUGGUGCUGCUACCGACACAAACUGCGCCCACUGAAAGCAUCUGCUCCACCGCCAGUGCCAAACUGUUCGGUACCUAUUGAGGGAAAGCCUCUGUACACAGACGAUAAUGUCAACGGUCACACCAACCCAACAUUCUUACUGAAGAAACAAGAUUCGGACAACCUGGGGAAGUCCUCUCCUCGCCCGAGCCCGUCCUGCCCAGCUCGGCCCAGACACGCCAUCGUCCGUCCAGCAGUGAAGCCUCCUCCGAUACCAGCAUAUGCUGCCGAGCAAAAAGAGAAAACGCCGCCGCCCGCAGCUCCUACUCAGAGACAAUACUCUCCUCAGGAUUACACUCCUUCUCCUUUAAAGUCUGCCCAGGCUUCUCCUCCUCCUCCUUCAGGACCUUCCCUGGAUUCCAAAAACCAGCCACAGCCUUCAGCAAUACCCAAACACCGACCGGACCCCCCAAGCAGACCUCCACCGCCUUGUCCUGUCAACAGACCAUCAGGGGAACAGCAACAUGUGAAAGGCCUGCAGGUGACCGCUAACGCCCUGCAGAAAGGAAAAGCAGCUUUGGCUCCAUCUGCUGGACAGAAAAAGCCAAACAGAGCCUAAGCUUAGAGCUCAGGGAGGCACUGGGGACCACCACUUACAUCCAAUAAUGCACUGCCUCACGCUGUCGUUUCAGCAGCUAGCUGCAAAACUGUGGCACUGUGGAAUAAGAUGAAUACUUGACACUGUAUUUACACUGAUGUGCAUUGUGGGGAAAAUUAUACGAUUACCGCAAGCUACACAACGAUCACAAUGAGCAUGUUGUAAGUCUAAGAUUUAGGCUUCAUCAGUGUUUUGUAAAAUAGCCUUACAUGUGUCGCGCUUUAUUCACUUGAAGCAGCCAGAGCUGUGAAUUUUUUUCUUAUUUUAUCGUCUGAGAUAUCGAUGGAAAUGUGAAAAUGUUCGACAGCAGUGUUGAUGCACUGCUCCGGGAGUAUUUAUUCGCAAAGCAAAGAAAAAUGAAUGUUUACAGUGCAGCCUAUGUACCAAACACGGUGCCUCUUAAAGCGCAUCAGCUAUAAAGGGAUAUCUUAUAUUAAGAAAAGAUGCCAGUAGUGAAGUUUCUUACGCUUCUUGUGUGUGAAUAAAAAUGGGAUAGUAAUGGGUUGGAACUGGACUAACGGUAACCAGUGAAAGCCCUUAAACGCAUGCUGUAAGUAUACGCUUAUUGAUGAGGGAAACGUGUCUGAUGUGUAGCAGGAGAUGUGAGGGAUUUUUUUCAGUUUAUACGAUUUUUAUUUUCAUUAUUUUUUUAUUGUGGUGUUGCACUUGUAACAGUCAUUUAGUGGCCUAAAGGUGGCUGUUAAAAAAUCAUAUUGUCUUCACACAAAGUACCUACUAGGAGGAAGAUUAAAGUGUCUUUUCUUAGUUCUCUCGCUGGCAAAUCAAUGAUGAAAUUUUCUUUAUCUAAGGCAGCGUUUUAGAUCAUCUCACGUUAGGAGCGAAAAUGAAUCGUAGUUUUGUUUAUGUAUCAGUUCAACAUCCCUAAAUUGCUCCAGAAAUUCUAAUCAUGUCGUACAUAUGUCCAAAUAUGCUACUAAAACUGAUCCAGCUCCCUCUUGACCAAACUUCCGUGAUGCUACACGUCUAUCUGAGAAGGCCAUGUUGUAUGACUGCAGGUAAUGUAAAGUGAUCAAUUUGGCUUCAUCAUUAUUGUUGUUAUUAUUAUAAGGUACUUCUGAAAACCUUCGUCUGUUUGACAGCUUUGGGAACUGUGAUCUGUAAUAUGGAAUCUGUAAUAUGAAAAUACAGUGUGUCAGCUGCCAUGUUUGACCUUAUUAUCAGACCUAUGCAAACACACGGGCUGUGCAGCCCUGUGUCUGAAACUGGAACUCAAAUGUCGGAAAAUAAAAAGACUUUUUAACUGAG
Stegastes partitus (bicolor damselfish) is the source of this 4205-nucleotide messenger RNA. It is a transcript of the gene adam19b, whose product is annotated as ADAM metallopeptidase domain 19b. Bases 51 to 2900 code for a protein of 949 amino acids. Gene Ontology annotation, molecular function: metalloendopeptidase activity. Gene Ontology annotation, biological process: membrane protein ectodomain proteolysis. Lineage: Eukaryota; Metazoa; Chordata; Actinopteri; Pomacentridae. The record is from RefSeq and is a predicted model, not a curated record. The transcript has 23 exons.